This is a messenger RNA of Penicillium soppii, 1404 nucleotides long. Its product is annotated as ankyrin repeat domain-containing protein. The transcript has a single exon. Gene Ontology annotation, molecular function: protein binding; RNA nuclease activity; RNA binding. Gene Ontology annotation, biological process: RNA processing. Lineage: Eukaryota; Fungi; Ascomycota; Eurotiomycetes; Eurotiales; Aspergillaceae. The record is from RefSeq and is a predicted model, not a curated record. Bases 1 to 1404 code for a protein of 467 amino acids.
AUGACUCUCCUCAACCUACCAAACGAGCUCCUGCUCUCCAUAACAGAAACGCUAGACUCCCAAAAUAGCAUAAAUGCACUAGCGAAAACAAACCGCCGCUGCUAUAAUCUCCUAAACUCUUUCCUCUAUGCAUACAAUGUCCGCCACCAGAACGGAAGCGCCCUGCACUGGGCAGCAAAACAUGGCCAGCUAGAAGCAGUCCAGGAGUCGCUCCGACAAGGCGCGGAUAUUGAGUCACAAGACCGCGAAACGAAGGUCCGGCCGUUGAUUGAAGCUUCCCGAUCCGGGCAUGCAAAUAUUGUCUCGCUCCUCGUGGCGCAUGGAGCCAAUGUCCACGCGAAAGACACUUCCAGAUCCAAAGACGCAAUCACGUUCGCUGUUCAGCGCAACAAACCUGCAGUAGUUCGUCUUUUGCUUGAUAAUGGCGUUGAUCCCAAUUCCGUGGACUUGAGGGGGUCCAGUCUCUUGCAUCUGGCUGCAGAAGAAUAUCCCAGUAGUCGUGCGGCGUUGACAAGGGUUUUGAUUGACAAAGGGGCCAAUGUGGAGUCUACUUCACAGUGCGCUGACACUCCAUUGCAAGUGGCUAGUGUGUCAAACUCUGUGGAGGUGGCUCGUUGCCUCAUUGAAUGUGGAGCCGAUCUUGAUAAACGGACUCGCGAGGGAAGGACUUUACUACACCUUGCUGCUUCUAAGGGUCAUAUUGAGUUUGCCGAAUUAUUACUGGACAAAGGCGCCGCUAUGGAGUCGAGAGACGCUGAUGGUUACACACCACUCCAUAUGGCAUGCUUCAAUGGCCAAAUACAAAUUGCAAAUGUCUUGUUAGACCGAGGUGCAGAUCUAGAGGCAAUAUCCUCAACCGGGAACACGCCCCUUCUCAUGGCAGUCCUCUGGGAAAGCAGCGCGUCUAAGGUCAAAGACUCGACAUUAGGCCAAAUAACUUCAUUUCUGCUAGAACGAGGUGCCAACCCUGCCCGUGGUAACGAGUCUGGCGUCACGCCUUUGCACGUUACCGUGUCAAGGGGACACGCAGUUCUGUGCAAGAUGUUGCUGCAACACGGUGUCAAUCCAGAGCCAAGAACUUCGACUGGUAUCACACCGCUACAUAAGAUACCAGUCGGUGGCUCUCUGCAAUUGGCAGCGUAUUUGUUGCACUGGGGCGCUGGUGUCCAGCCGAGGGAUGAGGACGGUAAUACUCCUCUUCAUCUGGCGGCGCGAAGGUGCUUUCCGGGAUUAGUUGAAUUGUUGCUUGAGGCGGGUGCUGAUCCGGUCACUAAAAACAACAAGGGGCAGCUGCCUGUGGAUCUGGCGGUUCAGGAGACGGUAGGGCGGUCGAAAGAGAAACGGGUUAGGCAUUUGGAGGUUAUGGAUCUUCUAGAACAGAGUCCGAUGUUUAAUGGAAGUUAA